Messenger RNA from Colletotrichum paranaense, 879 nucleotides. RefSeq names its product PaxU. NCBI's taxonomy places the organism in Eukaryota, Fungi, Ascomycota, Sordariomycetes, Glomerellales, Glomerellaceae. The transcript has a single exon. The coding region runs from base 1 to 879 and encodes 292 amino acids. The record is from RefSeq and is a predicted model, not a curated record.
AUGUUCACCAAGCUCUCAGAUCAGGUUUAUCUCUUCCCUGCGCCAGAGCGAAGUCUUGGCGGAAAAACCGAUGAGCAACAUGGACCAGACCUAAUACUUGUUUAUGGCUGGGGCGACGGCCGUCUCAAGCACGUAGCGAAAUUUGCCGAUGGCUUUCGGGUCCUGUUUCCGAGAUCUGAGAUCAUAGUCGUUCUCGCACCAAUGUUCAAAGCAUUACUUUCAAGCCAGAAACAGCGGAUUAGCUGCGUACAGCCAAUUGUCCACGCGGCAUUGCGGCUCAAUUCUGAAGGUCAUCCGCCGGCGAAUGACCCAUCUAUUCUAGUCCAUGUGCUUUCAAACACGGGAUGCCUGUACUUCACGGCCACACUUGAAGCAUACAAAAACGCCUUCGGUCAUGUAAUGCCACAUUCUUUGCUGGUCAUGGAUUCCGCGCCUGGAUCUGUGGACCACGACAUCAAUAAUAUCGGGAAAUUAGCGAAUGCGAUGGCCAUUGAUGCCGGGGCCAAAGUUCCGUUACCUCUACAAGUCACCAAAGUCAUGUGCAUCAUGACUCUCUAUUUCGUACGCGCGAUAGAGCUGGCUCAUUCACGCGAGAACCUACUUCUUGUCUCCAUCAAAAUGGCAAACGACGAGGCGUUUGAAACGAAACUCGCACAACGUCUGUAUAUAUACUCUAAAGAGGACCGACUUACUGCGUGGGAGGCUGUAGAGAAGCACGCGAACGAGGCAAAGGCACUCGGCUACAGGGUCAACAGUAGCUUGUGUGAGGGGAGUGGGCACGUUGGGCACAUGCGAAAGUGGCCUGGGAAAUAUUGGACCAUGAUCAGGAAGGGCUGGCAGGACGCGGUUGGGGCUUUGGCAGUAAAAGCUCGUCUAUAA